Tachysurus fulvidraco (yellow catfish) is the source of this 2888-nucleotide messenger RNA. It is a transcript of the gene pfkfb3, whose product is annotated as 6-phosphofructo-2-kinase/fructose-2,6-biphosphatase 3. Bases 157 to 1716 code for a protein of 519 amino acids. Gene Ontology annotation, cellular component: cytosol. Lineage: Eukaryota; Metazoa; Chordata; Actinopteri; Siluriformes; Bagridae. The transcript is spliced from 16 exons. Gene Ontology annotation, biological process: fructose metabolic process; fructose 2,6-bisphosphate metabolic process. The record is from RefSeq and is a predicted model, not a curated record. Gene Ontology annotation, molecular function: fructose-2,6-bisphosphate 2-phosphatase activity; ATP binding; 6-phosphofructo-2-kinase activity.
AGAACGCUUUAAAACGCGCACCUGCCGGCUCACGAGCUCCAAAUGUGAGCGAGGAAAAAGAGGAAGGAAAAGAGGAAGACGGUGUAGAAAUACGAGCAGAGAGGUGCUUUUCGUCGUCUCUUACGUUACUGGACUUGUUGAAAGUUUGUUUACGUGAUGACAAGAGAACUAACACAGACUAGGAUCCAAAAGAUCUGGGUUCCAUCCAGGGAUGAGAAACAAGCAGUGCCUCGUAAAUCUAGUGGAGGUCCCGCUUUGGCCAACUCCCCGUUAGUCAUAGUGAUGGUUGGUCUGCCUGCCAGGGGCAAAACGUACAUGUCUAGGAAACUUACUCGCUACCUCAACUGGAUCGGCAUCCCAACCAAAGUUUUUAAUGUUGGCGAGUAUCGCAGAGAGACAGUAAAGAACUACAGCUCAUACGACUUCUUCAAAUCAGACAACACGGAGGCAGUCAAAAUACGAGAACAAUGUGCCUUAACUGCCCUCCAAGAUGUCAAGCUGUACCUCACUGAGCUGGGUGGUCAAGUUGCAGUUUUCGAUGCUACAAACACCACCAGAGAAAGAAGAGACAUGAUCCUGGAGUUCGGUGCUGAGAAUAGCUUUAAGAUCUUCUUCAUUGAGUCUGUAUGUGAUGACCCCAAUGUCAUUGCAACUAACAUCAUGGAAGUGAAGGUCUCCUGUCCUGACUACCAAGACUGUAACAAAACAGACGCCGUAGAAGAUUUUCAAAAGCGGAUCGAGUGUUACAGGGCAAACUAUCAGCCUCUGGAUCCUGAUGAUUUUGACAGGAACUUGUCCUUCAUCAAGGUGAUCGACGUGGGUCGCAGAUUCCUAGUGAACUGCAUCAAAGAUCACAUCCAGAGCCGCAUCGUCUACUACCUAAUGAACAUCCACGUCCAACCACGCUCUAUCUACCUGUGUAGACAUGGUGAGAGUCAACACAACCUGCAGGGCCGACUGGGAGGAGACUCGGGCCUCUCUAAACGUGGUAGAAAGUUCGCUGGAGCUCUGGCCAAGUUUGUCUCAGAGCAGAAUCUGAAGAAACUGAAGGUAUGGACAAGCCAACUAAGGCGAAGCAUUCAGACAGCAGAGGCGCUGAACAUCCCGUACGAGCAAUGGAAAGCCCUAAACGAGAUCGACGCAGGUGUGUGUGAAGAAAUGACCUAUGAAGAAAUACGGGAGCGAUACCCAGAAGAGUUCUCUCUCAGAGACCAGGACAAGUAUUAUUACCGCUACCCCACUGGGGAGUCCUACCAGGACCUGGUGCAGCGUGUAGAGCCAGUGAUCAUGGCGCUUGAGAGGCAGGAGAACGUUCUAGUCAUCUGUCACCAAGCUGUUAUGCGCUGCCUCCUUGCCUACUUUCUAGACAAGAGUGCUGAUGAGAUGCCGUACCUAAAGUGUCCACUUCACACCAUAUUGAAGUUGACUCCAGUGGCUUAUGGAUGUAAAGUAGAGUCCAUCUCAUUAAAUGUUGAAGCAGUAAACACACACCGGGACAGACCUGAGGAGAUAAAGGGAAGUCAAGGCACGUUAAUUAGGAGGAACAGCGUGACUCCUCUCACGAGUCAUGAACCCACCAAGAAGCCUCGUAUCGAUAGCCUAGAUGACACGGUCAUCCCUGAACUCGCUCCAGCACCGAUGAGCUUCUGUGCCAGUGCAAACAACUCCCUUGCUCUGUCCACACAGCAAUGGCUUGGCCAAGCUUGUCUGACCUGAAACAUCACAUCACCGAGAAACACGCCCAGCUCUGUCAGUGAGGUGGAUGACGUCGCAUGACAUUGCAUUGCUUUGAUGACAUUCUGAUGGGAAUUGACAGUAACUUGCAGUGUAGAAACAAUCUGAGUCUCUCCAUGCAAGGACAAGGACAAAAAAUGGGCACUGAGCGACUUUUUACACUCAAAGGGGAAUUAUGAAGCACCUGUGUGUGUGUGUGUGUGUGUGUGUGUGUGUAUGUAUGUAUGUAUGUAUGUAUGUAUGUAUGUAUGUAUGUAUGUAUGUUUCCAAAGCACACUAUGCCUCAUGUAAGGCCAUAGAUACAAAGUUCUUUACAUAUCUUUUUAUUGUCUUAUGAUUGUUAUUAUUUCCUGAGUACUGCUGCUGGCUUUAGGAAAACAAAUUUGUUAUAGUUGUGUUCAACAAAUGUACGUUUAAUAAUUUCGGAACAUUUCUGUGAUGAAAGAGGUGUACGUAUGAUUUCCAUGUUGCUAGUUGUUAACUGGAAUCUGUUUGUCUUGACAGGGUAUUUAUGAUUGUUUAUUGCAAUGAAAAGGAGGGGAUUUUUUUUUUUUUUAAUAACUUGAAGUGUGACUGAACAAAUUCCAUAGUGCCUAGUGCUUCGGCUUCCAGGCCGACGAUGCUUUCCGGAUCUAAUGAUCGAAGAUCGUACUAUUAUCCUAUGUUUCUAAGGAGAAAGUGACACGCGUUUAAUUUCCAUAUGCAGUUAAUGUAAACCAAAUGUUUACUGUUUGAAUGCCAUUGAUUUCUUUAUAUAUUUCAUAGGCAAAAACAAGCUUUACUAUUUACCAUGUCAGGCAAGUAUUAUUUCUAGAAUUUAGUGAAGAUUUCAUGCACUUUGAGGAGCCGUGGUUAGGCCCAAAUGCUAUUUCUAUAAACCUAACAGUGUUGGUGCGAUGUACUUUAUUGCUCUUAAACACAGUAAGAGGUACUAUUUUCUGUUUGCUUUGGACUUGAAUACUGUGUUUUGUAAUGCUGUAUUUUUUUUUUCUUCUUCCUGUUAAACUAUUUAUUUUUUAAAUACAACUUUUCAUUAGUAUUUUGAAUAUAAAGCACCCUUGUUGAGAUUACUGCCACACUUGCAUGGCUCUUUAACACAAUGUUAGAUAAGGAAAAAAAUGUAUUUGAUAGACUAAUAAAUAACCUGAAGGAAA